AUGAUGGGUGGAGAUGACUUUAAGGUGCCAAUGUUGCCAAAUAGGAUGGCGCUGGUAAGCACAGAGAACAAAAAUGAACCACAGCGAACAUCGAAACUUCAGGCUCCAAUCAUGCUGCUCACUGGACAUGAGGAAGAGAUUUUUGCUGCACGUUUUAGUACAGAUGGAACCUGUCUUGCAACUGCAGGGUUCGAUCAAAAAAUCUUUCUUUGGAAUGUUUACGGUGAAUGUGAGAAUUUUUCUCUUCUACGAGGUCAUACAGGAGCUGUUAUGGACGUUCAUUUCAAUACAGAUUCAAGCUUAUUGGUAUCAGCGGCAACAGAUAAAACUGUGCGGGUUUGGGAUAUGGAAACUGGAGCAUGUCGACGAAAGUUCAAGUCGCAUAUUGACAUAGUAAACUCUUGUCAUCCUUCACGCCGCGGACCACAACUCAUCUGUUCUGCUGGUGAUGAUGGCCUGGUGAAAGUGCACGACAUUCGACUAAAAGAUGCUGUAAAAACAUAUGAGAAUAGGUUUCAACAAUUGGCCGUCACAUUUAAUGACACAUCGGACGAAAUCUUUGUGGGCAGCAUUGACAGUGAUAUUUAUUGCUGGGAUAUGCGACGUGAUGAUAUCUCUUAUGUAAUGCAAGGACACAAAGACAUCAUUACUGGAUUAGCUUUAAGUCCAAAUGGCAACUACCUCCUAUCUAAUAGUAUGGAUUGCUCAGCAAAAAUGUGGGAUGUGAGGCCUUUUGCUCCGCAGGAGCGGUGUCUUAAAUCCUUCUAUGGUCAUCAGCACAACUUUGAAAAGAAUUUGCUGAAAUGUGGAUGGUCCGGUGAUGGCAAGAGAAUCACUGCCGGUUCUAGCGAUCGAUUUGUUUACGUGUGGGAUGUCGGCUCUCGUCAUAUACUUUACAAACUUCCUGGUCACUUGGGUUCCGUUAAUGCCACGGACUUACAUCCUUUAGAACCGAUAUUGUUAUCAGCAGGAAGCGAUAAGCGGAUAUUCUUGGGCGAAAUCGCGUAG
Necator americanus (New World hookworm) is the source of this 1008-nucleotide messenger RNA. RefSeq lists its product as uncharacterized. Lineage: Eukaryota; Metazoa; Nematoda; Chromadorea; Rhabditida; Ancylostomatidae. Bases 1 to 1008 code for a protein of 335 amino acids. Gene Ontology annotation, cellular component: catalytic step 2 spliceosome. Gene Ontology annotation, molecular function: RNA binding; protein binding. The transcript has 10 exons. The record is from RefSeq and is a predicted model, not a curated record.